AUGGCAUUCGAAGGCCGCGAGCCGCCCGAGGACGCGGGCAGUCCGUCGCCAGUUCCUGACAUGAAUCGAAAUCGAUUGCCGACCCUUUUCGAAGUCCUGAGCAGGCGGACUCAUCCUCCGGUGGAUCUUUUCUCGUUCUACAUAUACAUGCGCGACCAGCAGCGUUCGGUCGACUAUCUUGAUUUCUGGCUCGAUGUUGCCCAGCACAUGUCUCUCUGUCGCCACUAUGUACGCGAGCUUCGAAGAUCAGUCCUGGUUGGUACACCCGAUAUCGAGAAGGAGGAAUCGAAACGGUCGUCGAGGGCGUUGGAGGCCAUGGGCGAGAUGAGCCACGGACCUGCUGGACCAUCGAUGUAUGCGAGCGACAAGGAACGGGAGCAGAAUGCGCAGAUGUCUGCAUACCUACGAGAUCAACCGGCGCCUGGGGGGAUAGGGAUGAACGACUCUCCUGCGAGUAGUCAAGAGCGACGAGCGCGUGCUAGUACCCAGCUCAGCUCUAGUACUCCGCAUAACAUGACAUCCAACUCGAACUCGCCAUUCCAUUCCGUGGCUAGGGAAGAUAUCCGGGCGUCCGCCGAGAAGAUCCUCUACACAUUCCUACUCCCCGGAGCCGAACGAGAGAUCACGCUACCCGGCUCCAUCACCACGGAGAUCACGACCGCGAUCGAGCAGGAUGGACGUGAUGACCCGGAAGUUUUCGACGUCGCUAAGGAUUACGUCUUUCAGGCCAUGGAACGAGAUGCAUUCCCUGGUUUCCUGAGAGCCCGUGCCCUGGGCAACCUAAUCCCGCCCACCAUCAUUGCCAGGCUGAUCAUCGGCCUCAUUGCGAUGUUUGGGGCUUUCUGGACAGCCUUCAUCCUCAUCUUUCUCAACUACCCCCGUCAUACCCGGGCCUGGGAGAUAUUGCCUUUCACGGUCGGUGUAUACUUCCUGGCGUCGUACCAGUACUCGUUAGAUCCGAUCAUGGCCCUGCUCGGCUUUACGGAAUACACACCCUUUAACUUCUCACGCAUACGGGAACCGUACGUCCGCAAGCUUUUGGUCAAGCGCUCGGUAAUGGUACUUGCCGCCACGGUACUGAUAGAUGCGGCAUUCUGCGUGCUCUUCAUCCUCGUGCCUGGCAAGAGACUCUGA
This is a messenger RNA of Anthostomella pinea, 1134 nucleotides long. The record is from the annotation of a GenBank genome assembly. NCBI's taxonomy places the organism in Eukaryota, Fungi, Ascomycota, Sordariomycetes, Xylariales, Xylariaceae.